Molecule: messenger RNA, 596 nt
Organism: Cinclus cinclus
Lineage: Eukaryota; Metazoa; Chordata; Aves; Passeriformes; Cinclidae
Gene: NOSIP
Product: nitric oxide synthase interacting protein
Exons: 4
Coding region: 256-537 (93 amino acids)
Cellular component (GO): nucleus
Molecular function (GO): ubiquitin protein ligase activity
Source: RefSeq, a predicted model, not a curated record
GGCAAGGGCGUGGCCCUCUUGCGCCCAUGGAAAGCAAAGAGGCGUGGCUUUAUCCUUAUAGGGGCGGGGCAAUAGAGGGUUAAACUGGUGGAAAGUGCCACGGAAGGGCGAGGCAGGGGCGGCGUUGGGGGCGCACGGCUGAGAUCCGGGAAGUGCUGAAGGAUACUGGGCUGAACUGGUGGCUACUGGGAGCUGCGGACCUUCCCGGUGCCUCGAGCGUGGUCUUCCCUCCACCCCCGGUGCUGAGGCGCAGCCAUGACCCGGCACGGCAAGAACUGCACGGCGGGGGCCGUGUACAGCUACCACGAGAGGAAAAAGGACACAGCGGCCUCGGGUUACGGGACGCAGAAGGUGCGGGUGGGACGCGACGCCAUCAAGGAUUUCGAUUGCUGCUGCCUGUCCCUGCAGCCCUGCCGGGACCCCGUGGUGACCCCUGACGGGUUCCUGUACGAGCGCGAGGCCAUCGUGGGGUUCCUGCUGCACCAAAAAACCAAAAUCGCUCGGGAAACCAAGGUGGGCACCCCAAAAAUCCCCUAAAAAAAUCUGGGGGGGAUUUCCAAAAAAUCCCCCAAAAAAUCCCCAAAAAAAUCCCCAAA